AAUUUCAACUAAGACGCAUACAUUUGGUUAUGGUUGGUUCAUCGUCACAGUAUGUUUAAUUGAUGUGUUAUCCAAGUCAUUGCAUUGUUCUCGUAUACUAAUAUCUCUAGAUUCCAACAACUCGAAAAGUUGGGGGAAGGUACCUAUGCCACUGUUUACAAAGGUAGGAAUCGUGCCACGGGUGCUUUGGUGGCCUUAAAAGAAAUCAACUUGGAUUCGGAGGAAGGAACCCCUUCUACCGCCAUCAGAGAGAUUUCUUUGAUGAAGGAGCUAGACUAUCAUAAUAUAGUGACUCUAUAUGACGUGAUUCACACUGAAAACAAGUUAACAAUAGUGUUUGAGUAUAUGGACAGGGAUUUAAAGCGGUACAUGGAAGUACAUGGGAACAACGGAGCCUUAGACUUGAAAACUGUAAAGUCAUUCAUGUUUCAGUUGUUGAAAGGGAUCAUGUUCUGUCAUGAUAAUCGUGUGUUACAUCGUGAUUUGAAGCCUCAGAAUUUGUUGAUCAGCAAUAAGGGAGAAUUGAAGUUGGGUGAUUUUGGAUUGGCCAGAGCUUUCGGUAUUCCUUUUAACACUUUUUCCAACGAGGUGGUCACUCUAUGGUAUAGAGCCCCGGACGUGUUGUUGGGCUCUAGGGCUUAUACCACCUCCAUUGAUAUUUGGUCUGCUGGUUGUAUUUUUGCUGAAAUGUGUACUGGUAAGCCCUUAUUUCCUGGCUCUGCUAAUGAUGAUCAGUUGAUGAAAAUCUUUAGAUUGAUGGGAACCCCCAACGAAAGAACCUGGCCAGGAGUAUCAUCGUAUCCUAACUAUAAGAACAAUUGGCAAAUAUUUGUCCCCCAAGACUUGCGGUUAUUGAUUCCUAAUUUGGAUUCCAUGGGAUUGAAUUUGUUGAACAGUUUAUUGCAAAUGAGACCUGAGGCCAGAAUUACUGCCAGGCAAGCCUUACAACAUCCUUGGUUCCAUGAGAUUAACAACCCCAGUCCGUUAAUGCACCAUAUUAACGAUCUGCAACAACAACUGCAACAGCCACCACAGCAACAACAGCCUCUGAAUAAUGGCCAGAUUAAUUACUAAAUGUAAUUCAACCUUUUAUCUAUAAAUCUGUUUCUUCCCAUUUGUAGGAAAAAUGAAUAGUAAUGAAUAGCCCGUCGAGAAAUAUUUAUGCUUAAAUUAUAUUAAAAUUAUUAAAUAAAUGUACUAUAC
Molecule: messenger RNA, 1203 nt
Organism: Yamadazyma tenuis ATCC 10573
Lineage: Eukaryota; Fungi; Ascomycota; Pichiomycetes; Serinales; Debaryomycetaceae
Source: RefSeq, a predicted model, not a curated record